GCAAAUAAAUCUCAAUUUAAAAAAUUCAAAUGAUUGUUUCCCAUUUUACCUCUUCCUGUGGUUCCAGUAUAUGCAGUUGUUUUGUUUCUUAUCUCUGCUUCUCUGCUUCUCUGCUUCUCUCCUGCAUCGUCUCCCUCCUUCCAUCUCAAAAGAAGAAGGCAAAAAAGAGCUUCUUCUGUUCAUUACCUUCUAUGUAUUUUCUCCUUUCAGCUGUUGUUGUUCAGGAUUUUGCAGCUUGAACCACUAGAUUCUAUUGUGUUUUCUACUUCUGUGUAUGCAUAUAUGCAUAUAUAUUGUAUGUAUAGAUUGAGGUUUUUAAAGUAAGAGAGUUCUUUUCUUUUUUUUUUUUUUUGGAUUCUGGUUCUUGGAAAUCUGAGUUUCAAGUUUUCCCCGGGCUUGGAGGCUCGGGAUCCGGAGAGCAGAUGGCUGUGGAGGAGAAUUGGAUUACCGGGGUACCGGAACAGAACUCAUGCUAUCUGCAGAAAUUCAGACUCUAUGAGACUUGCUCGGUAUUUUUUUUUUCUUUGUUUGUUUCUCAAUCUAAUUAUAUGCAACUAGAGACUUGUAAUAUAUGUAUGUAAUUAUGUGAAUGAAUAUGAAAAUUUUGU
Messenger RNA from Rubroshorea leprosula, 608 nucleotides. The record is from the annotation of a GenBank genome assembly. Lineage: Eukaryota; Viridiplantae; Streptophyta; Magnoliopsida; Malvales; Dipterocarpaceae.